AUGGAAAUCUUUAAAUGUAGAUAUGUAAAUCAUGAAAACGAAGAAAUAAUAGGAUUUUGUUUGAAUUAGAAUUGCUAAAAAGCAACCUAAUAUUGUUAUUAAUGCUUGACUUAGACUCAUUCAGAUCAUUUAAGUGAUUGCAUUCGAUUUGCCACAAUGAGCUAACUUAUUAAUUAAUUCAUAUAAGUUUACAAAGAAUCCAAUAAAUAAAUCAAAGAAACCAUCCAUCAAAUGAAGAAUUGUUUUGAGUAGAUUUAAAAAUAAAUGGAUCAAGAGAUUAUACUAUUAUAGAAUAUGAAUUAGAAACUUUUAAACAACGAGUAUUUAACUUUUAAAUCUGAGAUAAAUAUAAUCAAACAGUUUUACUCAAAGGAGAAAGAAAAUUCGAUAUGUAUUCAACUUAUUAAUUUUAAAAGAGUAAUAAAUAAUAGAAUUCAAUAAAUUUCUUGA
Paramecium octaurelia is the source of this 450-nucleotide messenger RNA. The record is from the annotation of a GenBank genome assembly. NCBI's taxonomy places the organism in Eukaryota, Ciliophora, Oligohymenophorea, Peniculida, Parameciidae.